Molecule: messenger RNA, 4160 nt
Organism: Mobula hypostoma (lesser devil ray)
Lineage: Eukaryota; Metazoa; Chordata; Chondrichthyes; Myliobatiformes; Myliobatidae
Product: NLR family CARD domain-containing protein 3-like
Exons: 11
Coding region: 210-3554 (1114 amino acids)
Cellular component (GO): cytoplasm
Source: RefSeq, a predicted model, not a curated record
CCUUUGGUUCCACACAUAGCCGACCACUCUGAUCUUCAAGAGGACCAAUUUUAUCCCUUACAAUCAUUUUGCUCUUAAUAUACCUGUAAAAGUUGUGGCAUUGAGUUUUGGAUUUUUGAAAAACAUAUAUAUGUUUGCAAUACUUAUCAGUUUUUUUUCGGUAUUGUUAUUUAUUGCACAAUGGUGCUGCCGCAAAGGCAACAAAUUUCAUGACGUAUGUCGGGGAUAUUGAAUCAGAUUGUGAUAUUGCCAUGGGAGACCAAACCCAUCAGUCAUAUGAGCCCGUUAAUCGCGGAACUACAGUAGCUGCGGGAUUGUCUCCGACGCCCCGCCCGCCAAUCCAAGACGCGAGAUCACAUUGCGCAUGCUCAAUCCAGGGCUGGGCGGUGGUUCUCUUUCCGUUCUGUAUUGAAACGAAUCAUUGUCGCGGAGCCGGCGGUCGGUUCUCUGCCUGCGGGGCUAGUACAUCAAGUUUCCUCCGAUUUAUUGGAAGCAAAGCCCACGACUGGAAGAGAACCACAACUGUACAUGAGGGAACAGCAACAAGUGAACCUGCCCAAGGACUGGGAGCAUCAACUGGAGGGAACCCUUCUGACUCAGGGUUUCCAUUGAUUCAGUCCGGAGAAAGUUUGGGCAUCACCAGCAGGUGGAGCUGUCCUGCAUCGCCACCAAAGGGUAAGCAAGACGACGACCAUCAACAAUCGUCAGUCAGAAUCAGAAUGGCUACAGGUGGGAGAUUAAAUUGGGCACGGAAACUACUAAACAGGUUUUUACCAGGCAACUCAUCGAGGGAAGAUGAUCGGGACAAGAGAAGUAAGGUACCAAAGCCGGGUCAGAUUGAGAGCGAUGUCCCAGGUGAAUGCCGUCCGGCCGCAGAGGAGGAGGAUCAAAGCCAGCCCAGCGACAGUGACGUCAGUGAUGCUGGAACCGGCACAAGUGAGGCGACUGUCUGUCAGCCCAGAGACAGUGACGUCAGAGACACUGAUCAGGACCCUGGAACCGGUACAAGUGAGGCGACUGUCCGUCAGCUCGGAAGCUCAUUGAACACGGAACUGUCAAAUGCCCAACAGGGAGCGAAGCCAGAGUUUACAAUCUCCGACCUCCUGGCAGAGGUGGGUGAAUAUCGACUGUACCAGCUGACAAAGUUCUACAGGGACAGACUCCAACAAGCAAUUGAAGAAAAGGUUGAGAGACUCUGUUUGAUGUUGACAGAGGAGGGACAUUUCAGUAGAGAAGAAAAUGAGAAAGUCACCGAACUGACAGAGAAGGGAAACCGGACAGAGAGUUCCACACUCUUCCUCAGUUUGGUGAUGGGCAAAGGCUCCCGGGCCCGGAGGGCGAUGUGGGAAUCCUUUGUGAUGUGGAGGACUGAGUUACCGAAGCUGGACAGAAUACUGAGGGAAAUACAAGAACUGGGUCCGGAUCCACAGGAAUACAUGAACAUCGCCCAAGGGUUACCUGAGUUACCCACUGAACUGAUAGCUGUUCAACAGAAACACAAGGAGACUCUGCGGGCACAAACUGAAACACUGAGAGUGAACACGAUCCUGAUGAGGGAGAAGGUGAAGGUUUUCCAGCUGGUUGAUCGAUACGCUGAGCUCACGGUCAUUUCUACUGUUCGAGAUCGGACACUGGUAGAACAAGAGCUGCUGGCAAGAGGCAGAGACCAUGAGGAGUGGAGAGAGAAAUAUCUCCGUGGAGAGCUGGAAAAAAUCCGGACUGAUCAGUUGUUCCAGAGUAGCUUUUCCCGGAGUAAAUCCAAAUCUGGGAGUUCGGCAGCAGUUGCUGGAGUCGCGGGGAUUGGGAAAACAACACUGGUACAAAAGAUUGUUUAUGACUGGGCCACGGGGAAAAUAUUCCAACAAUUCCAGUUUGUCUUCAGUUUCAAUUUCCGGGAUUUAAACACCAUCACCUGUCGAAUAAACCUGAGGGAACUGAUUCUGGAUCAGUAUCCUGUCUUUGCGAAUUUUCUGAGAGAGGUCUGGAAGAACCCAGAGGGAUUGCUGUUUAUAUUUGACGGUUUGGAUGAAUUCAAUGACAAAAUUGAUUUUGCUGACAUUCGCAGGGACAGAGAACCUCAGUCCACAUGCACAGAUCCUGAAUUCAAGUGCAAGGUGUCUGAUAUUGUGUACAGUUUAAUCCAGGGCAAGCUGCUCCCAGGGUGUUCAGUGCUGGUGACCACCCGUCCCACCGCGUUACAUUUAUUGGAAAAGGCAGAGAUCACUGUCUGUGCCGAAAUCCUGGGAUUUGUUGGUGAGGAACGGAAGGAAUAUUUUAUCAGGUAUUUUGAAGAUCAGUCGGUGGCGGAAGCUGUUUUCAAUCACGUGAAGGAGAACGAGAUCCUGUACAUCAUGAGUUACAACCCCUCCUACUGCUGGAUUCUCGCUCUGGCACUGGGCCCCUUCUUCACACAAAGAGUCAGGGACCCACAGCGAGUUCCCAAGACCAUCACCCAACUGUACUCCUACUAUAUUUACAACAUCCUGAAAAACCACGGCCGUGAGAUUGAGAACCCCCGUGAUGUGUUAUUCAGGGUUGGUCAGAUGGCCUUCAGAGGAGUGUCCCAGAAGAAGAUUAUGUUUACAGAUGAAGAUUUGAUCAACUACAGUCUGCAGCCUUCCCAGUUCCUGUCCGGGUUCCUGAUGGAGCUUUUGGCAAGACAGGAUUCCGCCCGGAGUGUGGUGUACACAUUCCCACACCUCACCAUCCAAGAGUUUGUAGCUGCAGUCGCACAAUUCCUGAAUCUACAUCCCGAGGAUAUCCUGAAAUUCCUCACUGAAGCCCACAACACGUCAGAUGGGCGAUUUGAGGUAUUUCUCCGUUUUGUUGCUGGUCUCUCCAACCCAAUGACAGCUCGGGGCCUGGAGGAGUUUCUGGGUCCAUUUCCUCAUCAAACAACCUGCCGGGUGAUUGACUGGGUGAAGGAGGAGGUUAAACGCCAGAAUGGAAACACAUGGAGUAAAGCUGGUAGAAGAAGCCUCCUGAACACAUUGCACUACCUGUGUGAGUCUCAGAAUCGUGGUCUGGCUCAGGCCGCACUGGUAUCAGAAGAAACACUUUCGUUCCGUGGAUUGACACUGACUACGAUUGACUGCGCUGUCCUGUCUCAAGUCAUCGGACUCUGUGAUACAAUAAAACACCUCGACCUGGAGAGCUGCCACAUUCACUGUGAAGGAAUCCAGCGGCUGGGACCCGGGCUGCACAAAUGCCAGGAGCUGAAACUUGGAGGGAAUGAACUGGGAGUGAAACUGGUGUCUGCGGCUCUGAGGAACCCGGAGUGUAAAAUACAGAAGCUGUCGCUGACCGAUGUCGGUCUCACAGAUUCCGGUGCCGAGGAUCUCGUCUCCGCUCUCUGUACAAACCCAUCACUGACGGUGCUGAACCUGGGAUUAAACUCGCUGACAGAUCGAUCUGUCCCCGCUCUCCGCCGCCUCAUACAGACCCUCCCGAGUCUGAAGUGGAUCGGGCUGGGGAUGAAUCAGUUCAGUGAGACCGGGAAGAAGGAACUGAGAUCUCUGCAGGAACCCAGGCCCGGACUGACACUGAUCGUGUGAAAAUCUGAAUGUGUGAACAUCCCCGCACGCGGGAUGGGGACAUUUUGGCCGAUUCCCCUCCUUCCCCUUUAACUCCCUCCUUGCCUUUAAUUCCCGCCCUCUCCUUUAAAUCUCGCCGUCCCCUUUAACUAUCGCUCUUACCCUUAAUGGCCGCGCUCCAGGUGCGUCGUCGUCGUGCUCCCGCAGUGACGUCUUUCAGCCGGAUAUUCGCGAUCGACACCCUGUGUCACCCACGAUGUGACACCCCGGGGAGUUACUCACACAGGAAUGGCCCAAGGAUGGCGGUUUUAUUUCUGGGACACCGGUGUCCCUGGGUAGGACUAUCCCGGGAGAAAAUCAUUUUGCUCCCUUUGCUGAGGUCGGUGCAUUCGGCAGUCUGGCCGAUAUAAUGAUGUUAAAUUGACAAAUACCUCGGCAGUGACCCUGGAUCUGCAGCGAUCCCGGACACGGCCCUGAAGUGUGAUUUUAUAAUCAUCGGUUCCCCGAUGCAGAGUGACGGUGAGAAACGGGACGGAUAUUCAAACUGUCACCCGUUGACGUCGGUCAGUUAAUUGCGUGUGACUGUGAGUGAAUCGGAAUCAGUUUAUAUAUUCCCGCCCGUUAGCA